Stegastes partitus (bicolor damselfish) is the source of this 1771-nucleotide messenger RNA. RefSeq names its product carbonic anhydrase 4-like. The coding region runs from base 50 to 991 and encodes 313 amino acids. Gene Ontology annotation, molecular function: zinc ion binding; carbonate dehydratase activity. The transcript has 9 exons. NCBI's taxonomy places the organism in Eukaryota, Metazoa, Chordata, Actinopteri, Pomacentridae. Gene Ontology annotation, cellular component: plasma membrane. The record is from RefSeq and is a predicted model, not a curated record.
GCAUGCACAGCUGUCAGAAGACAAGAGAGGAGGCACAGGUGCGUCAAAGAUGAACUGGUUUGUAGUAGCUGCAUUCGCUCUGUGCGUAAUUGCGCCCGGCGCCCACUGUGCCGACAACACAAUAGCCUGGUGUUACAACCUGCCAACCUGCAAUGACACCACAUGGCCAACAAUCGUCGCUCCAUUCUGCAACGGCACCAGACAGUCGCCCAUUAACAUCGUCACAUCAAACGUUACUGUGGACGCCAACCUGGGGGCAUUCACCUUUGUGCAGUAUGACAACGUCUCCCUCUUUGACAAGAUCGAAAACACUGGCAAAACAGUCAAAGUGGGUCUGAACAUUGGUGGCAAAGUUUCGGGAGGAGACCUGCCUGAGCCCUAUGACAGCCUGCAGUUCCACUUGCACUGGGGGAAUGGUUCCACUGUCCCUGGCUCUGAGCACACUGUGGAUGGCGUUCAGUAUGCCAUGGAGCUUCACAUCGUCAACAGCAAGGAAAGCCUCAACAGGAACACAACUCUAGCCGUUGCGGACUCCACAGGACUUGCUGCUCUUGGUUUCUUCAUUGAGCCGGUGACCGAUGUAUCCGGCCAACCUGCAAGCUGGCGCAAUUUGGUCGCCUACCUGGAAAACAUCGUAAUCCAAAACCAGACAGCUAAAAUUGCAUCUGGGAUUUCCCUGGACGACCUCCUGUUUGGGGUGGAUCGCACCAAGUACUGGCGCUACCUUGGCUCCUUGACCACCCCAAGCUGUAAUGAGGCUGUGGUUUGGACGGUCUUCAAAGAUACUAUCAAAGUCAGCAAAGAUCUGAUUGAUCGCUUCACCACCUUGCGCAUCGGCAACAGCACAUCAGAACACAUGGUCAACGUUUUCAGAAACGUCCAGCCGGGGCAAAGAGUCACAACACAGGCAACCACCACCACCUCCAGCACCUCCAAGACCGGCUACUCUCUUGGUCUGAUGGCACUCAGUCUUGUACUGGGGAGAAGCUAGAACCAAACCCUCUUCCCCCCCCUCCUGUAUGGUUCCCUGACUUGUCCAAAAUGUUAAUACUUAAAAUAUGCACUGAAUACUCUUCUUCUUUAGUGCCCUCAGGUCAGAAUGUGUGUUGCAGCACACAAACAAUCUCUUCACUUCCAAACUAAACGGAGCCAUAGUAUCAAACGACCUUUUCGCUUUUCAGUGUAGCUUUAUAUGUAAACAAUAUUAUUAUAGAACGGUUGAAAGACAAUGAAGUAUGGUGAUGGCUGCCUCUACUGUAAUGUCCCUGAUGUCUUGUCAGGCACCUGCAACUUGUGUCUGUUUUGAGCUGCCAAAGCUUCGCCCAGGUCCUUGAGGGAGAAGUAUGCACUAUGUUUACUGGGUAGCAAUGGUAGUUCUAGCACAAGCAGGAGUGCGACAGUAUUUUGUUGCAUUUAAAUCUGCAUUGAUGUUGGCUGUCAAGAAAAAAGAAAAAAAAGAUUCAUAGUUGUUGCAGAAUGUUUUUUGUUUUUUGUACUUCAGUUUUUAUCACCUUAUUUUGUAAUCUGACUCUCUUUUAUGUCGUCCUCAUCAGUGCAGAUGCUGUUGCAGUGGAAAUGCGUUGUCACAUUUGUAAGGAAGCCUUGUUUUAGCUGGUGUAAUGAAGGAUCUCUUUAAUCUAUUGAACACCAUUAUUUAUGGAAAUGAUAUACACUGCAUUUAUGCCUUUAAUAUUGUAUUGCAUUACUUGCACACAGAGCCACUGUGACCUCCUGAUCUUAAUAAAUGUUAAUUAAAAACAAUUUUUCUGCA